GUUAAGAAUUAAAAAGUAUUCAAGAUGAAGACCAGUACUAGUCAAGGGAACUUUAUUCUCUGUCUCCACUGUCUGUGCUUUUAUCAAGACGAAAAUCGAAUUUUCUUUUGAGUAGAGAAACAUAUGAUGAGCUGCAAAAUUCAAAGUUGCUCUCUCUUCUCCAUCUUUUUUAAGCUGUUACUCUUGAUGGUCCUUUCAGUUCUCCCUACUUCAAGCUCUUGCCCAACUGAAUGUGGCGGAAUCCAGAUCCCAUACCCUUUUGGAACAAGAGAUGGUUGCUAUCUCGAGAAGUCUUACAAGAUCAAAUGUCGUAGUACCACUUCUUCAAGAAAACAAGUUCCUUUCCUCUUUGUAAGUGGCCAAGAUGUAGAAGUAGUAAAUAUCUCUCUUUCGAGUGAAGGACGAUUUUUUACUACUUCUGAUUUUAGAUCAAUUCAAUUCGUUCGACGUCUGUCAUUUGGUUUAGUCCGUGUGAAAAUCCCGAUAACAUCUGUAGGAUGUUUAAGCGACAAAAAAAUGUCUACAGGAAAAAUAAUGAACUUGACCGGUAGCCCUUUUUUCAUUGACGACGUAAACAGCUUCAUAGCGGUUGGUUGCAACGCCAAAGUGUCGCUCACGCAUAUAAAGCCAAGCAUGGUGGGAUGCGAGUUGACUUGCAAUACAGGCAAAGACAAACCUAGCAAGAACAUCCCUUUUCUUGACAAAAUUGGGUGCUCUAACAACAGUCUGUCUUAUAAGUACGCGGAUUGUACAGAAAACAAACCAGACGAAGAACUUGAAUGCAAUGGUAAUGGAUGUUGUCAGGUCAAGCUAACUAACGAGCCUCAACAAACUCUUGGUAUAAAGAUAGAGAGCAUUGGUGGGAACUUGACGACAACAACAAGAGAAGAAGAUUGUAGAGUGGCCUUCAUUACAGAUGACGUCUACACUUUGUCCAAAGCGAGAAAACCAGAUGAGUUAUUUGGUAAGAGAUAUGCUACGGUUACUCUAGGCUGGGUGAUCCAGACGAAGAAUCCUUCAUUCCUUCCUUCUUUGCGCUGUGACAACAGAAAAGAGUACCAACAUACUACUCACUCUAGUGAAUCCGACAUGAAGUGCAUAUGCGACAAUACCACCAUUUCUAAUGUUAGUUAUGCACAUUGUGGAUGCACGGAGGGUUACACAGGAAACGCAUAUAUCAAAGGCGGAUGCAAAGACUUUAAUGAAUGCAACAUCACAUCCUCAAUAUGUGGAGAAGGAUACAGUUGUGUGAAUACUCAAGGAAGCUUCCGCUGCGUGGCAGAUAAGAAAAAAGCAAUACUCAUUGGGGUGGGUGCAGCUUUUGGUGUGUUAGCCCUAGUCGGUGGACUUUGGUGGUUGAGAAAGUUAUUUAUAAAGAGAAAAAUAACAAAGAGAAAGAAGAAGUUCUUCAAACGUAACGGGGGACUACUGUUGCAACAAGAAGUAAACACAAGUGAAGGCAAUGUCGAAAAGACGAGAAUCUUCAGCUCGAGAGAGUUGGAGAAAGCCACUGAAAACUUCAGCGAAAACAGAGUUCUUGGACAGGGAGGUCAAGGCACUGUGUACAAAGGUAUGCUGGUAGAUGGUAGGACCGUGGCAGUCAAGAAAUCCAAAGUCAUUGAUGAAGACAAACUACAAGAGUUCAUCAACGAGGUUGUGAUUCUCUCUCAGAUCAACCAUAGACAUGUAGUCAAACUCUUGGGUUGUUGUCUUGAGACCGAAGUUCCUACCCUGGUUUAUGAGUUUAUCCUCAACGGAAACCUUUUCAAGCAUAUCCAUGAAGACUCUGAUGAUUACAUUAUGAAAUGGGCAAUGCGUCUACGCAUUGCUACAGACGUGGCAGGAGCUCUCUCUUAUCUUCAUUCUUCCGCAAGUUCUCCCAUAUAUCACAGAGAUAUCAAGUCGACGAACAUAUUACUAGACGAGAAGCACCGAGCCAAGGUGGCUGAUUUUGGAACAUCAAGGUCAAUAACCAUAGAUCAAACCCAUUGGACAACUGUUGUUUCAGGUACAGUUGGGUAUGUGGAUCCAGAAUAUUACCGGUCCAGCCAGUAUACAGAUAAGAGUGAUGUUUACAGCUUUGGAGUCCUACUAGCGGAACUUAUAACCGGAGAUAAGCCUGUCAUAAUGGUGCAAAACACUAAAGAAAUAGUAAGCUUGGCUGAGCAUUUCAGGGUUGCAAUGAAAGAAAAGAGACUUUCUGAUAUUAUGGAUGCCAGAAUAAAAGAUGAUUGCAAACUGGAACAAGUAAUGGCAGUGGCAAAACUGGCCAUGAAGUGCUUGAGCUCGAAAGGAAAGAAGCGUCCGAAUAUGAGAGAAGCUUUUAUGGAGUUGGAGAGGAUAUGUACUUCUCCAGAGGAGUCACACGUGCAGAUUCAGGAUGAAGAAGAAGACGAAGAGGAUGAAGAAGAAGUUAGGAAUAUGAUAAACAGAGGAGAUUCUUGGAGCGUUGGUAUAACUGCUCAAGCCUUGGUUUCAUCUUCUUCUUCUCCAGAGGUUGAACCACUAUUCCCACAUGCUGACUCAAUCAUAUUCAAGUAGUAGUGAACAGAUUUGAUGAUCUUGUUAACACGUUUGGGCUAUAACUGUUUUAGAAUUUAUGUUGAAAGUCUGAGUUUCUGCUUAUGAUUGCCGUAGUGUUAAGACAUGUUUUUUUUCCUAUUUUAUGGUUGUGUAUGAGACUAUGUUGAACAAUCUUUGACCUUUUUCUUCAGAUGUUGAAACAGUAUUCUCUUUCUUACUGCUACUUUAUCUCG
Messenger RNA from Eruca vesicaria subsp. sativa (arugula), 2756 nucleotides. Lineage: Eukaryota; Viridiplantae; Streptophyta; Magnoliopsida; Brassicales; Brassicaceae. The record is from the annotation of a GenBank genome assembly.